CUCAAGUAUGCUACAGUAGUUUACAGUUUAUCGAAGAUGGCUGACGAAGGUAAGAAAAUUUCUUUUGGUUUUGCAAAAUCCAUUAAAAAACCAACAUUGGUUAAGCAAAUACCGCAAGAGGAGAAAAAGGUGGAUUACAUUGAAUGUCUCGAUGAAAAAGCAAUUAAAGUAAUCGGGGUUGAAGAAAAGAAAGAGGAACAUCUCAUUAUUCCAUUAUUGGGAUCUAAGACUUGGCAUGAUAGAAUUGUAAAUAAAAUAGAUGCUGAUAUCUUUGAAUCAAAAGCAAGUAAAAACGAUACGCAGACUGUCACAAUCAAGGAGGAACCAAAAGAAAUAUCUAAUGGAGAUUUGACAUUAGUUAAUAACUCUGUUUCUAAUACACAAAUAAAAUCAGAACCACUGGAUGAAAGUGAAAGUAAAACUCUUACAUUAGAAGAACAGGCAGCUAAAGAAAUUAUAGAAGAUCUCAAAUCUACAGAGAAAAAAGAUGACAAAUUAAGCAAUUUAACUUUGCCCUUGGCAGAAGAACAAAAUUUAAGAGGUGUGGCAGAAAGUACAUUAGAUGAUUAUGAAAAGAUUCCAGUAGAUGCCUUUGGCUUAGCUAUGUUACGAGGAAUGGGAUGGAAACCUGGCAAAGGGAUUGGUAAAAAUGAAAAAAUUGUAGAAACUGUUGUACCUGAAUUACGACCAGCAGGAAUGGGGCUUGGUGCAGAUAAAAUAGCAUUGCAAAAACAAAAUGGAAAAGUUAAGGAGGAAGAAGAAUUACGAAUGGAAAAAGGAAGUUUUAUAAAAAUCAUCGCUGGCAAGCAAUCCAAUACUUAUGGCCAAAUAGAAGGCUUUGACCAAGAUGCGGGAAGAUUAAGUAAAAUGGCCCUGAAUGGAAAUACCAUCUCUGUGAAUGAAUGCUUAAUUCAAAUAGUAACAAAGGCAGAAUAUAUGAAAAAUUCCAAAGUUCUAAAUGCCGCUAAGUAUGAAGAAUAUAAAAACAAGGAGAGUGGAAGUAAAAGAAGAUCUACAUCAUUGGAAUCUUCUAGUAGCAGUGAUAACAGUAAUUCUGAUAUAUCUGAUAGGAAAAGAAGAAAUAAAGAAGAUGACAAUGGACAUAAGUCGAAGAAAUCAAGAAAAAAAUCAAAAGACCGACGAAGAAGAUCGUCUGACAGUGACAGUGACAAUAAGAAAAGAAGUAAAAAACGAAGACGUUCCAGUAGUAGUGAUACGGAAAAAAGGACAAAAAAAUCGAAGAAACACAAAGAAAAAGAUAAAGAACGAAGACGACAAAAGGAAAAAACAUCUAAGUAUUCUGAAUCUUUGGACAGGAGAAAAUCUAAGAAAUCCAAGAGAUCAUCCAGUAGACGAUAACAUAUGUAAAUCGCGAUGUUUUAUGUUAUACACUUUUACUACUAUACUUUCUUUUAAUAAAACUUAUUUUUUUCA
Molecule: messenger RNA, 1434 nt
Organism: Linepithema humile (Argentine ant)
Lineage: Eukaryota; Metazoa; Arthropoda; Insecta; Hymenoptera; Formicidae
Product: G-patch domain and KOW motifs-containing protein
Biological process (GO): mRNA splicing, via spliceosome
Cellular component (GO): spliceosomal complex
Molecular function (GO): nucleic acid binding
Source: RefSeq, a predicted model, not a curated record